Molecule: messenger RNA, 1230 nt
Organism: Penicillium mononematosum
Lineage: Eukaryota; Fungi; Ascomycota; Eurotiomycetes; Eurotiales; Aspergillaceae
Product: Retrieval of early ER protein Rer1
Exons: 6
Coding region: 1-1230 (409 amino acids)
Biological process (GO): protein retention in ER lumen; copper ion transmembrane transport; retrograde vesicle-mediated transport, Golgi to endoplasmic reticulum
Cellular component (GO): Golgi membrane
Molecular function (GO): copper ion transmembrane transporter activity
Source: RefSeq, a predicted model, not a curated record
AUGGAUGUCCCUGAGCCCGAUCAGUCGCCCUUCACAGCCGUGUCCGCGCACACCUCUAAACUGACUCGACACUAUCAAGCCUACCUCGAUGCCUCGACCCCGUACACAACCUACCGCUGGGUUGGUUCCGGCGUGCUUCUCUUCAUCUUCUUCCUGCGCAUUUUCCUCGCGCAGGGCUGGUAUAUCGUCGCCUAUACACUCGGCAUUUAUCUCCUGAACCUCUUCCUCGCUUUCCUGACUCCCAAAUUCGACCCCUCUCUUACCCAAGACGAGGGCCUCGAGGACGGUGACGCCGGAUCCCCCAGCCUCCCUACCAAGAAGGACGAGGAGUUCCGGCCAUUCAUCCGCCGUCUGCCGGAGUUCAAGUUCUGGCACUCGGCCACUCGCGCCAUUGCCAUUGCCUUUGUUUGCUCUUGGCUCGCCGUCUUCGAUAUCCCCGUCUUCUGGCCGGUGCUGGUUGUUUACUGGAUAAUUCUGUUUGUGUUGACGAUGCGACGACAAAUCCAGCACAUGAUUAAGUACCGCUACGUGCCUUUCUCUUUCGGAAAGACACGUCUCCGACUCACAUCGCACUCGAGUGGACAUCAUAUCUCAACCAUGGACAUGGACAUGAACAUGCCAGCCGUGUUCUCAGCCUCUAUUGAAAUCACAAUCCUCUUCACAGGCUGGACAACCUCAACGACGACGCAAUACGUCUUCACGCUGACCUUUCUAUUCCUCCUCGCCAUCUUCAACCGCUUCCUCGGCGCUCUCAAAUUCCAACUAGAGAGAUCCUGGUCCCAGCAUACCUCCCCUCCAACCCUGCAUCUCGCUCCAGUAAAUCCACGACAAAACAUCCGGAAAGCAAAGCUCAGUCCUCUUCCAGACUACAUGCGCAUACAUGGGGACGAGGACGAGGAAGAGACUUUGCCAGUUUCAAAUAACAAUGAAACACGAAGCACGACAAUGAGACCUCUCAAAAGGGAUGGUCCUCGGAAGAGGAUGUCAUUGACAUGCAUGCUCCCGUCGUGGAAGGCCAGUGGAACGUGGAGUCUUCGGAAAGACGGGACACGUGCGUUGCUUGAAUGUGUUAGGGCUUUGAUUGGAUAUUUCUUGAUGCUGUCCGUGAUGACCUUCAACGUCGGCGUCUUCGUCGUUGUGCUUUUCGGCGUCCUGGUGGGCGAACUGCUUCUUGGGAGAUUUUCUCAGGGAACUGCCGGCUGGCAGGAAGGGACUUGUCAUGGUGGAUGA